GCUGGUCUCUUGCACGAGUGUAUAUACAUGUAGAUAUAAACAUCACACAUGGUACAUGAUCAUCAUCGGUGGGGAACACUAAGAGAGCAUCGCCUCAGCUGAGCACUAACAGAUUCGACACAGAUUAAACCACCACCUCCUCUCCACCAGGAAAAUGGGUGUUUUUGUGCUUCUUACUCUAGCAACAUGGUGCUUUUCAGCUGUUGCCCUGGGCAGUGAGGUAGACUGUAGUAAGUACCCCCGGGGUACUGCUGAGGAUGGCAAAGUACUGACAGCCUGCCCAUUUAUCCUGGCUGAAGUCUGUGGCACGGAUGGCGUCACUUACCCCAGCGAAUGUGGACUGUGCGCACACAAUUCCGAACAUCAGAAAAACAUUACCAAAAAACAUGACGGAAAAUGUGAACAGGAAAUUGUGCCGCUUGAUUGUGGUCAGUACCCCAGGAUUAAAGCUGAGGAUGGCAAAGUUCUGAUAGGCUGCCCAAGGAUCCUGGCUGAGGUCUGUGGCACAGAUGGCGUCACUUACCCAAAUGAAUGUAUGCUGUGUGCCCAUAACCUAGAACAUGGGGAAAACAUUAACAAAACGCAUGAUGGAGAAUGCAAACAUGAAAUCGGCCUGCUUAAUUGUAGUGAGUACCACCGCGGCACAGUCCUGAUAUCCUGCCCAAGGAUCCUGGCUGAGGUCUGUGGCACAGAUGGCGUCACUUACCCCAAUGAUUGUAUGCUGUGUGCCCAUAACUCGGAACACCAGACCAGUGUUGGCAAAAAGCACGACGGCAGGUGCAAAGAGAAAACAGCUGCGCCUGAGUGUACUUCACACCGCAGGACGACCGCGGACGAUGGCAAAGUACUGCUUGUCUGUCCCAGGAUCCUGGACCCAGUGUGUGCCACAGAUGGGGUCACUUAUGCCAAUGAAUGCGAGAUGUGUGCCCAUAACCUAGAACAUGGGAGCAAUGUUAGCAAAAAGCACGAUGGGAAAUGCAAACAGGAAGUUGUGCCGGUGGAUUGUAGUAAGUACCCCCGAGGCACUACUGAGGAUGGCAAAGUUCUGACAGCCUGCCCACUCAUCCUGGCUGAGGUCUGCGGCACAGAUGGCGUCACUUACCCCAACGAAUGCAGCCUGUGUGCCCAUAACUCGGAACAUGGAACCAGUGUUACCAAGAAACACCAUGGGAAAUGCAAACAGGAAACUGCAAUGGUUGACUGCAGUGAUUAUGUUACACCCAGCCCCAGCUGCACGCUGGAGUACAUACCCCAUUGCGGCUCUGAUGACAAAACCUACGGCAACAAAUGUCUAUUCUGCAAUGCAGUCGCGGAAAGCAAUGGGACUCUCACCUUGAGCCAUUUUGGAGAAUGUUGAAUCCUCAGAGGUGCUGAGCCCUGAGAGAGAGCCCUCCUUUGCUUCACUUCCCAUUGGCAGAGCCUUCAUAAAGACCCAUCCUCAGCACAGCCGGCAUCCUGGGGGCUCUUGAUUUCUCCUGAGUUUCUUGUUCAAUAAAACAAAACUCA
This is a messenger RNA of Chelonia mydas (Green sea turtle), 1506 nucleotides long. Its product is annotated as ovoinhibitor. The record is from RefSeq and is a predicted model, not a curated record. The transcript has 14 exons. Bases 155 to 1357 code for a protein of 400 amino acids. Lineage: Eukaryota; Metazoa; Chordata; Testudines; Cheloniidae. Gene Ontology annotation, molecular function: protein binding.